This is a messenger RNA of Rattus rattus (black rat), 2938 nucleotides long. RefSeq names its product lymphatic vessel endothelial hyaluronan receptor 1 (gene Lyve1). The transcript is spliced from 6 exons. Gene Ontology annotation, biological process: cell adhesion. Gene Ontology annotation, cellular component: plasma membrane. The record is from RefSeq and is a predicted model, not a curated record. Bases 361 to 1305 code for a protein of 314 amino acids. Lineage: Eukaryota; Metazoa; Chordata; Mammalia; Rodentia; Muridae. Gene Ontology annotation, molecular function: transmembrane signaling receptor activity; hyaluronic acid binding.
CAGAGACCGUCCCGGGAGUAUAUGAAUGAAUGGGCUUCGCAAAGCAUCACACGGGAGAGUGUGGGAACCGAGCUCGCAGGGGGAUGUAGGAACUGGGGAAAUCUGCAGCAGCUGACACAGUGCUAUCUGCUUUCCUCACUUGUGUGUGCUUUCUGAGUCAGCAUUAGCUAAAUGUUCCAGAAAGCCAUCCACAAAGUACAGCCUGGGCGUUCGAGGGAUGCCACUCAUUUCCUCCAGUGGUUUUGACAAAUCAGAAGCUUGAAAGCGGGGAAAUCCGCAACGUAUUUCCAGAGCUCUCCAUCCUGCGUAGUGACUGCAUUCGUCUCCCUGGCCGCUGCAGUGCUCCGGGGGGUCUGCACGAUGUUCCAGCACCUCAGCCUGGUGUUACUCCUCGCCUCUCUUUGGACCACGAGGCACCCAGUCCAUGGCACGGUCCAAGUGCAAGACCUUUCCAUUUCUCCAUGCAGAAUCAUGGGCGUCGCCCUCGUGGGCAGAAACGCAGACCCACAGAUGAACUUCACAGAAGCCAAGGAGGUCUGUAAGGUGCUGGGACUGACUCUGGCCAGCAGGAACCAGGUGGAAUCAGCGCAGAAGUCUGGCUUCGAGACUUGCAGCUAUGGAUGGGUUGGAGAACGGUUCUCAGUCAUCCCUCGGAUCUCCCCAAAUCCCAAGUGUGGGAAGAAUGGCAAAGGUGUCCUGAUUUGGAACGCUUCCCCCAGCCAAAAGUUCAGAGUCUAUUGCCACAACUCAUCUGACACCUGGGCCAACUCCUGCCUUCCAGAAAUCACUACCACAUUCAACACUCAAACCCCUGCAGCAGAGUUUUCUGUCAGCAGCGACACCUACUCGGCUUCAUCCUCAGACUCCACAACGUCUGCGUCUGCCACCACCCGGGCUCCACCUUUGACCACCAUGGCACGGAAGACAAAAAUGAUUUGUAUCACGGAAGUUUACACAGAACCCAUCACCAUGGAUACAGAAACAGAAGCAUCUGUUGAAAGUGGAGCAGCAUUCAAGAAUGAAGCAGCUGGGUUUGGAGGUGUCCCCACAGCCCUGCUGGUGCUGGCUCUCUUCUUCUUUGGUGCUGCAGCUGUGCUGGGUGUUUGCUAUGUGAAAAGGUACGUGAAGGCCUUCCCUUUCACAAACAAGAAUCAACAGAAGGAAAUGAUCGAAACCAAGGUUGUAAAGGAAGAGAAGGCUGAUGACGUCAAUGCUAAUGAAGAAUCAAAGAAAAUGGUUAAAAACUCAGAGGAGCCCAAGAGUCCACCCAAAACUGCAGUGCGGUGCCUAGAGGCUGAAGUUUAGGUGCAUGAGAGUGGAGGAGGUACACCCGAGGCAAGUUUCAUGCCCCGAACCAAAGAAGCAAGCCACUGUUGGCUCCUGAUGAGAAAAGGACUGCAGACUUCACCAGAAGGAGCCCUUUCCUUACUGCAGUCCUCCCCAGACUCUACCCUCUGGCCUCCAACCUUCCCACAGCCUUGCUAGCCAGUCUGCGCCUCAUGGCAGACCAGAGAGCAGAGGAAGCUUUCAAAGCACCAGGCCCUACAACAGCUCCUCAACUCACACUCAGAGACAGGUAUCCAGGCUGCCUGAUCCCAGAUGAGGGACAGAGUCCAUGAGACAUGGCCAGCCCCAUAGUCCAAAACCUUCCCCCAGGGAAACACACCUCCUGGCCAGGCUCUUUGGAACCAGGCACAUGUAAAAUAAGCAAGGGAAAACAACAGAAGGUCAUAGAGAGCCUGGUGACUGAGACCUAAUCUCUGGGAAGCCAAAAUAAACAGAGCACAAGAUGGGAGCUGGGGCCCAGAUAGCAGCCUUGUUGGCAGAGACUAUAAAAUACAGGCGGGGUCGGGAACCCUCUCAGUUAAUUGAUCUGAAUCACUUCUUAGGACAUAGACACACUUUCUUUUCUCUUCAUUGUUGCCGAUGCUCUCUAGAGAUAAACACGCUUUUAUAAGAAACCUAAAAACGGGAGAGGCUAGGAGCUGCUGGCUCAGUGGUAAAGCACUUGCCUGGCGUGUACAAACAAGGCCUCCAGUCCAAUCCCCAGAAUCCAUCCAACCCUGCAUACACACAAAGGAACGAACAAAAACAUGCAUUUCCAUUUUCACUUGAAUUACAGGACCCAUUGCUGGCAAAACAACUAUGUUAAAAGGUUAAGAGAAAGAAAGAAAGAAAGAAAGAAAGAAAGAAAGAAAGAAAGAAAGAAAGAGAGAGAGAGAGAGAGAAAAGCAAAGAAAAGCACCCCCCCCCCAAAAAAAAUGCUGUCAGCUAAUCUACUACAAGCUGAGAACUCUUUACCUGAAAUGCUUGGUACCAACAGUGUUGCAAAUUUCAGAUUAUGUUUGAAGUCUGGAAUACUUGCACAUACAUAACAAUAUAUUAGAGAGCCUCAGUCUAAAUAUGAACUUUACUUCCCUUUCAUGCAUACCUUAGACACUUAGCCUGGCGGUCUUUUCAGACAAAAUUGUAAAAAUAACUUUCCACAUGAGAUAAAGUUUCAUGGUGUGGCAUUUCCCCCCGGAGGUAUCAUGCUGACACACAGACAGCUCAGACUUGGUAAAAGUUUACUUAAAAGCCGUGAGGUGUUGUGUAAGGCAUGCCAUUCCAUAGCUGACAUUACUCAACGCACAUUCACGUAUAGUGGAGUGUGGGCUGAAGCUAAUAUUUUUUCCAGCUUUGAUAACACUAGCUUAUCUACUUCCAGACUAGUUUUUGUUGCUGAGACUAACCCAUUCAUUUUCUCUAAUACAGCAAUGACUACAACCUUAAUUUAUUGCCAGUGUAUUUGAAAGUGUAGUAUUGCCUCUAUGUACCAACAUAGACACUUCGUGUCCCUUUAACAAAUGCAUUACCAAGCUCUUAUGUUUUCUAUCAAGAAGAAUCUGAGAGGAGAAGAAAUGUUUGUGUCCCCAACAAAUAAAGCAUUUAGAAAUUC